AUGGCCGAAAACGAUAACGUCGCUCACGCCCUUGCCGGCGCCGGAGGAGGAGCCCUCUCAAUGGUCGUCACCUACCCUCUCAUCACUCUGUCCACCCGAGCCCAGACCGAGUCCAUGCGAACCAAGAAGGACUCCAAAGCUGAGACGCUGUCUGCCCUGGCUGCCGCCCGGAAGAUCGUCAAGCGAGAGGGUAUCGCUGGUCUGUACUCCGGUCUGGACUCGGCUCUGUUCGGUAUCUCCGUCACCAACUUCGUCUACUACUACUUCUACGAGUCGUCACGAACCAUCUUCCAGCUCUCCAAGGCCGCUGCUGGAGCUGCCAGCAUGAACCUGACCACUGGUGAGUCCAUGCUCGCCGGUGCCGUUGCUGGAUCCGCCACCGUCGUUCUGACCAACCCCAUCUGGGUCGUCAACACCCGAAUGACUGUGUCCGAGAAGAAGCAGGGCACUCUCGCCACCAUCAAGGAGAUUGCCUCCAAGGACGGCCUCAAGACCUUCUUCUCCGGCAUUGCUCCCGCCCUGGUGCUUGUCAUCAACCCCAUUCUCCAGUACACCAUUUUCGAGCAGCUGAAGAACCGAGUGGAGAAGCGACGAAAGUUCACCUCCAUCGACGCCUUCCUCUACGGCGCCCUGGGCAAGCUUGUGGCCACCACCGUCACUUAUCCUUACAUCACCCUCAAGUCUCGAAUGCAGGUCAAGCAGAAGGACGGCCAGCAGCUCAACUUCCUGUCCGGAAUUAAAAAGAUCAUCAACGACGAGGGCAUUGCCGGUCUGUACAAGGGUCUGGACACCAAGGUGGUGCAGUCCGUGCUCACCUCCGCCUUCCUUUUCUUCUUCAAGGAGCAGCUUUUCCACUUUGCCAUCAUCUUCCUGGCCAUUCUGCGAAGCUUCCGAAAGUAA
This is a messenger RNA of Yarrowia lipolytica CLIB122, 900 nucleotides long. RefSeq lists its product as uncharacterized. Gene Ontology annotation, biological process: transport. Lineage: Eukaryota; Fungi; Ascomycota; Dipodascomycetes; Dipodascales. Gene Ontology annotation, molecular function: coenzyme A transmembrane transporter activity; ATP transmembrane transporter activity; NAD transmembrane transporter activity. Gene Ontology annotation, cellular component: peroxisomal membrane. The record is from RefSeq and is a predicted model, not a curated record.